UUUUAUUUUGCCAUUAUCUCUUAUUAAGUUCUUGGAACCUAUAAACCAAACAUUUUGUCCCAUAAAGAGGAGAUCAAAGUUUCAUCUGAAAAAAGAAACACACAGACUCACAGAGGCUAUGGCAUAUUCAACUAAACUUUGUCUACCUCUUCAAACACAAUGUUUUGUUCCAAAGACAGUAAGAUCAAAGACUUUGAUGCUUCAACAGAGUCACGUUCAAGUUAAAGUCAAGCAAGUCACAGUUCCUCAACCAAUAAGAUACUCCACCAAGAACACUGUAUAUGAAGAUCCAGUACAAGGGAUCAUAUGCUACACGGAUGAUAGCGGAGAGGUUAUAUGUGAAGGGUACGAUGAAGGUCCUCGUUGCCCCCCAGAGAGUCCAAUAGUAACUUCUUACCCAAGAGAGGUGGAGAUUCUUGAUCUUCUGCAAAGAAGUUAUCAGGAACUGAGAGUUGCAGAGAAAGGUGAUGGUCAAAGAGAAGAGAUUGUUUCACAGCAAGAGCUAAGAAUGAUCAAAUGGAGCAGCCUUGAAUUCCUCUAAAUCUGUAUUUUUCAAAAAAAAUCAAAAUCUGUUCUCUCUACAAAAAGGCCUCUUGAAUAAGAAUGUACACAAAAAAAAAGGCUGGGUGAAAGAAGCAGCCAUUUGCUUCUUUCUUGUAUCUCUUUUGUAAGAACACAAACAUGAAUAUAUGUCCGGAUUUUGAUUUCA
Molecule: messenger RNA, 709 nt
Organism: Raphanus sativus (radish)
Lineage: Eukaryota; Viridiplantae; Streptophyta; Magnoliopsida; Brassicales; Brassicaceae
Exons: 3
Coding region: 119-541 (140 amino acids)
Source: RefSeq, a predicted model, not a curated record